This is a messenger RNA of Trematosphaeria pertusa, 1963 nucleotides long. RefSeq lists its product as uncharacterized. The transcript is spliced from 3 exons. Lineage: Eukaryota; Fungi; Ascomycota; Dothideomycetes; Pleosporales; Trematosphaeriaceae. The record is from RefSeq and is a predicted model, not a curated record. The coding region runs from base 170 to 1963 and encodes 597 amino acids.
UAAGGUGUCUCUUGGGCGCGGGUAGAGAACGAAAACACAACUCAAGCAAGCCGCGGCUUGGCCCAAGCCCCUGACCUUCACUCGCGACUUGCGAUCCUCUGACCCUCAAAACUAUCUGUCAUUUCCUACCACACUAAUAUACCGUCUGUAUCCAUGGAGCACGACCCUAAUGUCGCCGAUCCAGCCCAACUCCGAGCGCGAUGAGGGCCAUGAUGAUGCAGUAGCCGGGGCUGAGUUGGAAUUUGAAGAUACUGUCUCCCAAUUACCUUUGAAAGCGCGAAGAGCUGGAAUCCUGGGGCUACUUCAAGGACCUCGACCCCCGCGAAUCCAAAGCAUCAACCCAUUGCUCCCAUCGGUCCAAGAAGCUCCGCCAGCUCUCCUCAACCGACUGCUUCCAAGGAAGGGGCACCAGUUUGUUCUACUUUGUGUGUGCUUAUUACUCUGGGCUGCGGUGUUCGUCAGCUUCUUGAGCUCGCAGCUUCCGGUGAAGGAUGGCACAGGGAGAGAUGUUGUAAAUCUCGAUUGUGUCGAUAGCCUCUGGAGACGCAAAAACGAAUGUGGUAUCGACGGCUUGGACUGUCGUCCUUUCUCGAACGUUUCCUUCGCCUUUCGGUGCCCCGCCAGAUGUGCCAGCGUACAGGUACUGAACCCCCGUGCCGUCGGACCGCUCGACGUCAACUACCGUCCAUUGGUGAUUGGAGCAGGGGCAUACCGCGGUGACAGCUUCGUGUGCGGCGCCGCUAUCCACUCCGGUAUCGUCUCUAAUGCUAAAGGCGGUUGUGGACGUGCCUCGCUCAAUGGUGAGCAUGAGGAUUAUCCAGGUGUGAAGAGGCACGGAAUUGAGUCAAUUCCGUUCGAUUCGUACUUCCCUCUAUCGUUUUCUUUAUCGUCUGAUGACAGCAUCCGCUGCCCCACCGAUCCACGUCAAGCGCUGCUCUUCAUAUCGUUGUUCUUCGCGAGCAUGCUUUCGCUCUUCGCAAGCUCCCCAAAGAUCCUCUUUCCGAUCUUUACGCUCAUCUUCGCUCAUGUGAGCUUCGCGUCCGACCCGCCUUCAGCCUCUUACAGGAACUCUACUGUUCUUCCUGAUCAUCUCUCCAUGUUUGCGAAGAGGCUUUUACCCGCAUUCUUCUGCGCUGUGGUCAUUUACUGGACGACCGUCAAACGCACACUAUCCGGCUUAACAGCCCAGGUAGAGAAGACUGUUCUUUGGCUUGGCGGCUUCUUCUUCGGCGCAAUGUCCAACUACACCUUCGACUGGAUACCCAUCUCGCGCCUUACGGGUCAUGAUCUCGAACAGCAGCCUGGCGCUAAGAUUGCACUAUCGAUAAUUCUCAUCAUCCUCAUCGCAGUCAUUGCUGGCCAGGUGUACUACUUCUGGCUCGAGGGACGCCUGCUUCAGUAUCUGGCUCUAUAUGGACUCUUCAUUGUGGGCAUCUUGAUUUCCCUGGCGAUUCCUGGUGUCAACCUACGCAUCCACCACUAUAUCCUUGCGCUACUACUACUUCCCGGGACUAGCUUACAAACGAGACCUUCAUUGCUCUAUCAAGGCAUCUUGCUCGGCCUCUUCGUCAACGGUAUUGCACGGUGGGACUUCGACUCCAUCCUCCAGACCACCGAAGCGCUCCGAGGUGACGGACAGUUCGAGUCAGUAGUACCGAAGAUAUUGGAACCUGCGAUUUCCUUUACCGCCGGAAAUGUCAUCGCGACGUUUUCGUGGGUCUCGCCUCCCGCUGAUGUGGCCGGAAUCAGCGUGCUUGUGAACGACGUGGAGCGGGAUCGUGCAUUCUUUGGGGAUGGUAUUGAUGGUGAUGUCAAAAGCUUUGAGUGGACGAGGCCGAUUGGGAUGCAGUUGAACGAGUAUCUAAGAUUUGCCUGGGUGACGAAUGGGCGGGCAGUGCUGGACUAUACGAAAGCCGGGACGCUGUUCGCAAACGGGACCUGGACCAUGGAGCAAGAGUAUUGA